GAUCGACAUUACGGUACACAGGAAUUUCGCUUUAGCCUCCUCUCCGACUUUGUGUCUUUGCCACAAAGAAAUCUCUUAAGAUGUUUCGAAAAUGUAAUUGGUCAUAAGUUUCAUUCCGAAGACAGUUGGAGGCCAGAGGGAAAG
Messenger RNA from Ambispora gerdemannii, 144 nucleotides. Lineage: Eukaryota; Fungi; Glomeromycota; Glomeromycetes; Archaeosporales; Ambisporaceae. The record is from the annotation of a GenBank genome assembly.